UGUAUAACUAGAAUAAGAUGAUUAUAAGAAUUGGUUAUUUAAAUAAUUUAGUUGGAACUACUUUAGCAUCUUGUUGCCUGACACUGUGUAUAGGAAAUUUGCUAAGCUGGAGUUCGCCGGUAAUUCCUAAACUUCAAAACAUUUCAUCCGACAAUCCAUUUGGUAAAGUUGUCACAGCAACUCAAGAAUCAUGGCUAACAUCACUCGUUACCUUAGGAGCAGUUAUAGGAUGCUGGGCGUUUGGAGCUAUAUCGGAAGUUAUCGGAAAAAAAAUAGUCUACAGGUCUCUUGGAGUAUUUAUAGUAUUAGGCUAUGUACUUAUGAUAGCCAUUCAUAAAGUAGAGGUGUUUUAUGUAGCGAGAUUUUUACAAGGAUUUGCUAUGGGAGGAGCAUUUUGUUUAAUCUAUCCAUAUAUGGGAGAAAUAACUAGUAAAGAAAAUAGAGGAGCGAUAAUGACAAUACUUGGUAUGAUGAUUAGUGCUGGAGCACUCUUUUGCUAUGCUGUCGGUCCUUACGUAUCCGUAACAACUUUAAACACGAUUGAAAUAAUAUUUCCCAUAGCUUUUUUAGUUACUAGCUUGUUAUUUUGUGAAGAAUCGCCAUAUUACUUUUUGUUAAAAAAUAAAGAGGAACUAGCCAAGAAGGCUUUGAGGACUUACAGAGGUUCUAACUAUAAUGUGGAAGACGAUAUUAAUGAAAUGAGAAAACAAAUAUUAGCUCAACAGGAAGGGAGCAUUAUGGACAUUAUUAAAACAAGGGGGUACAUAAAAGCGUUUAUUAUUGGAAUCGGAUUGGUAAUUGGUCAACAAUUAACCGGCAUUAAUGCAGUAAUCAUGUAUAGUCAGAUAAUUUUUGUACUAACAGGUUCCAGCUUCUCACCGGAAAUUGGAUCCAUAAUUAUAGCAGUUAUACAACUAUUAAGUGGUAUGAUAACGCCGUUUAUAUCUAACAAAUUUGAUAGAAAAACUAUUUUACUGUGGUCUGGAUUAGGUAUGAUAAUAUCUGAAACUACAUUGGGAAUUUACUGCAUCUUUAAAAAUGCCGGUAAAGCUUCAGAUUCGAUAAAUUUCCUUUCAAUUUUAGCUCUUACUAUGUUCAUGAUGAGUUACAAUUUCGGUUUCGGCCCUUUGUGUUGGGUGGUGCCUGUAGAAAUAUUACCAAUGAGAGUCAAAAUAUUGACAAAUUCAGUGUUAUUAUCCAGUUAUUUCGGAAUUGGAUUUUUGAUUUCACAAUUUUUUAAUUCUGCUAUCGAAGCUGUUGGUAUUGGAGGUAUUUUCCUUUUCUUUGCUGGUUGUUGUUUUGCUACGUGUUUGUUUAUUAAAUUUUAUGUGAUAGAAACAAGGGGAAAAUCUCUUGAGGAAAUACAAGAUAUUUUGAAUGGAACAAUUUGUUUAAAGUAAAUUAUUUUAUUCGAAAUUCAUGCUGUAAUUAAAUAUUUUUAACUAUAAAUAUGCAGUGGUCAUCAUAAGUGUUUUUCACCCUCCCCUCUACGUCCAAACUUUUUGAAGAAUUUCUCAGAUUUUUCCUUCGAUUACACCAUUCAUUUUUAAACAUAUAGUUUUAGUAAAUUGACAGUUUCAAAUUGGAUAGGAACAUGCAUAAUGUGAUAGUGAUAUUGAAAUGAAAGCAAUUUGUUAAUUCGCUCUAGAGUGUAAUAGCCUGCCAA
This is a messenger RNA of Psylliodes chrysocephalus, 1666 nucleotides long. The record is from the annotation of a GenBank genome assembly. NCBI's taxonomy places the organism in Eukaryota, Metazoa, Arthropoda, Insecta, Coleoptera, Chrysomelidae.